This is a messenger RNA of Pristis pectinata (smalltooth sawfish), 684 nucleotides long. Its product is annotated as coiled-coil-helix-coiled-coil-helix domain-containing protein 2-like. Gene Ontology annotation, cellular component: nucleus; mitochondrion. The record is from RefSeq and is a predicted model, not a curated record. Bases 109 to 534 code for a protein of 141 amino acids. NCBI's taxonomy places the organism in Eukaryota, Metazoa, Chordata, Chondrichthyes, Rhinopristiformes, Pristidae. Gene Ontology annotation, biological process: mitochondrion organization. The transcript is spliced from 4 exons.
UUUGCGCGCCGCUCGCGUGAUUACGUCAGGGAUGACGCACGCACGCAGGGGAGACGUUGCGCAGUUCCCGCCUGCGCAGCCCUGGUGCGGACGCCGACAGCCGCCGCCAUGCCCCGGGGAAGCCGCAGCCGAGCGAGCCGCCCAGCUCCCUCCCGAGCCCCUGUCCCCGCUCACCCUCCUCCAGCUGCUGUGGCACCUACCCCUGUCCAGCCCCGGCAGCCCGGCCUGAUGGCACAGAUGGCAUCCACGGCAGCAGGAGUGGCAGUCGGCUCGGCGGUGGGCCAUGUGAUGGGGAGCGCACUGACCGGGGCCUUGGGUGGUGGAAGUGGCUCGGAGCCAGCCCGGGCAGAUGUCACCUACCAGGAGCCCCCGAUGGCAGCCUCUCCAGCCCAACCUCAAGCCCAGGACAACAGACCCUGCCAGUUUGAAAUGAGACAGUUUCUGGAGUGUGCCCAGAACCAGCAUGACCUGACACUCUGCGAUGGUUUCAACGAAGUGCUGAAGCAAUGCCGGUCUGCGCAUGGUAUAUACUGAAGUGGAAGAUCCCUGUUGAAAGACUGCAGCAAAGUGAAGAGAAAAGAUUGUGAAGACUCCUGUUAUGCCCCAUUUAAUUUUCGUGAUGGGGUCACAGAGACCUCACCAAUGUAUGGUUAUUAGAUGUGAAUAAAAUGUCCUGUAUGAUUA